Molecule: messenger RNA, 1256 nt
Organism: Amblyraja radiata (thorny skate)
Lineage: Eukaryota; Metazoa; Chordata; Chondrichthyes; Rajiformes; Rajidae
Product: UDP-GalNAc:beta-1,3-N-acetylgalactosaminyltransferase 1-like
Exons: 2
Coding region: 138-1136 (332 amino acids)
Biological process (GO): protein O-linked glycosylation
Cellular component (GO): Golgi membrane
Molecular function (GO): N-acetyl-beta-D-glucosaminide beta-(1,3)-galactosyltransferase activity
Source: RefSeq, a predicted model, not a curated record
AUUGGCACAUCGUUUGCAGACUUGGGAUGCAUUCCUGGCCCUUGGUGUGAGAAACAAGCUUGUUGAAUUCAUUCCCAUGUGGUUUUGUUCUUAUCCUCUGAACAUAAGAAUCUAUCGUAAGGAGGACAAAUUAAUAGAUGAAGUUAAAAUUGACAUAUGCCAUCUCAGUCGUUCGUUGUACGAUCAUGAAACUGAUCUCCCAGUGGAAGCAGAUUAUUUUUCUCCUCCAGUUCGGCAUUAUUUGUUGGCUAAUAUAUUUAAAAUAUGAUUCUAACGAAACCAUCAAUUUGCAGUUCUUCUACGAGGCAAAUCCGGUCUCCAAGAGGAUCCCUAACUUCACCUUGACUCCACCUUUGAAAUGUGAUGGUGAAGAUCAUUUUCUAGUUAUACUGGUCGCGACGAGACCGAAUGAAGGUGAAGCGCGGCGGGCGAUCAGAGUUACAUGGGGACAAAAACGGACGUGGCUGGGCAAAAAUGUCCUGACUCUGUUUCUGAUCGGAAAAGAUGGUGAGCGCUGGAAUCCCGGGAAGCAAUCAAUAGAAGAAGAGUAUGUCCAGUACGGAGAUAUAAUCAGACAGAAUUUCAUAGAAUCUUAUAAUAACCUGACUCUGAAGACGAUAAUGGGAUUUCAGUGGAUUUCAGAAUUUUGCCCCAAUGCUGAAUAUGUGAUGAAAGUUGAUUCGGAUGUAUUUGUAAAUGUGAAGUAUUUAGUCAAUUUCCUGCUAAAGACGAACAAGAUUAUUUCCGAGUUUUUCACGGGCUUGCCCUUCAUCAACACUAAACCGCACCGAGGUUUCGUUGCAAAGGCGUACAUUUCUACAACAGACUACCCUUUCAGUGUGUAUCCUCCGUACUGCAGUGGACUUGGUUACGUCUUCUCUGGGGAGUUGAGUUUAAAGAUUUAUGAGAUGAUGGGCCACGUGAAGCCAGUUAAGUUUGAGGAUGUCUUUGUUGGAAUUUGUUUGAAGCUGUUAGGUGUGAAACUACAUAUACCGGAUAAAGAAUUGUUCUUCAUACAAAAGCCAAAGUUUGACAAGUGUCUGUACAGCAGGUUAAUUGCAGUACAUGGCGUCUCUCCAUGGCAGUUGACCAAAUAUUGGGAGGAUCUCCGAGACUUGGAGAUCAGUUCCUGUUGAACGAUGUGUCGAAAAUAUAUGUCUGAAAUGUUAUGUUACAUUGCCUUCUGUCUCUUUGGUUGUAAUUUGACUGGAACAGCUGUGCAGUGCAAUCUCUCAUUACAUUAGCAGGUUUAAUCC